Truncatella angustata is the source of this 1253-nucleotide messenger RNA. Its product is annotated as transcription factor domain-containing protein. NCBI's taxonomy places the organism in Eukaryota, Fungi, Ascomycota, Sordariomycetes, Amphisphaeriales, Sporocadaceae. Bases 209 to 811 code for a protein of 200 amino acids. The transcript is spliced from 4 exons. Gene Ontology annotation, biological process: DNA-templated transcription. Gene Ontology annotation, molecular function: DNA binding; zinc ion binding. The record is from RefSeq and is a predicted model, not a curated record.
CUUAUCGAGUCUUUGUUACGCAGUAUUGGUUGCUUUGUAUACCCUUUCUCCAGAUUAUGAGUACUGGCACCGUUAAACUGGACGCUUCGGGUGCUGGACGGGGCCAACCCAUGCAGGGUUCCAGUCGGAGCAAAUACGCGGCUCAGGCUUGCCAAGAGUGUCGGCAACGGCGCGCAAAAUGCGACGGAAUUAAACCCUCCUGCUCGCGAUGUAUACACCGCCGACUAAUAUGCGCUAUUUCAGCACAGUACUUCUCUGCUGUAUCAUUGCGUUGGCGUCUCGUUAUUCAGACGGACCUGAGGUCAGAAGCGAUCCGCAAGAUCCUAAUACGGCCGGUAUGGUAUUUCUCGAGCAUGCUGAGGCAUUAAUUCACUACGACCUGAAAUGGCCUAGCAUCACGACUGUGCCGUGUCUAGCCAUCAUGGCGACCAUCUAUGUGGCCAUUGGGUCAGAUGCUGCUGGCUGGCUUCAUCAUGGCAUGGCAGCCAGGCUGAUUAUUGACAUGGGUCUCAAUAUAGACGCUAGUUCAGUCGAUGGGUCGACUUGCCUGAGUACCCAGGAUAUCCGGCUCCGGCGCCAGAUCUACUGGACAUUUUAUUGCUCGGACAAAUUGUUCGCAUCAUAUACGGGUCUUGUCUGUACCAUGCUAGAAUUCCAAGGGUCCAUUCCCCUUCCUGAACCAUUCGUAUCAGACGAAGGGCCUCCAGGAAAAACUCCGAACGCAGUGUCCAAGAGUACCUUCCUGGCCUGUCUUCAUCGAUUAUUCAGCACUCAGUGCCAGAUAUCAGAAAGUAUUCUCAAAGGAUUUUAAGUGAAGAUCUCAUCGCUCUAUGUUUAGUGUACUAAUGAGUGGAAAAGAUAUGCUCCGAAAUAGACGACGAAUUAUAAGGACAAGCAGUCUAUCUUUGACUCAUGCCUCUUGGCACUUCAAGGCUGGAUGUUCUCUCUUCCGAAGGACCUGAGAAUCAGGCCUAGAGACAGAAGUGACCAUCUUAGUUCCUCACUACAUGUCUUUAUUCUCUAUAUGGUAUAUCACACGUCUAUCAUCCUUCUUGCUAAGCCCUUGGUUUUAGCAAAGGUUUUCUAAGGCCUAGUCUAUGCACAUCUGAGCGACUCUUCAAAGCUACCAGAAGAUUUGGAAGACGGGCAAUACGCCUAUGCCACAAAGCUGCCACCUAAAUAUGUCUCAUUGGAAACUUUUAUCGGAAAAGCUUUAGCAGCUUCCGAAGAAGCCCGUUGACGGUAACACACAG